AUGACCUUUACAAAAUGUCCAUUCUGUGAGUCUCAAUCUCUCUCCCUCUCUUCCUCUCCUCCCUCUCUCCGUCUCUCCCUCUCCUUCCUCUCUCCCUCUCCUCCCUCUCCUCCCUCUCCUCCCUCUGCUCCCUCUCCUUCCUCUCCUCCCUCUCCCUCCUCUCCUCCGUCCCUCCCUCUCCUCCCUCUCCUCCCUCUCCUCCCUCUCCUCGCUCUCCUCCCUCUCCUCCCUCUCCUCGCUCUCCUCCCUCUCCUCCCUCUCCUCCCUCUCCUCCCUCUUCUCCCUCUCGCCCCUCUCCUCCCUCUCCCUCUCCUCCCUCUCUUCCUCUCUCUCUCCCGGUUGGUUGCUUCCUUUAGUGCCUUUUGUGGACUGUAUGAGGAUCUGCCUGGGAAGCCGCCGAGCGUUAAGAUAUGA
Closterium sp. Naga37s-1 is the source of this 414-nucleotide messenger RNA. NCBI's taxonomy places the organism in Eukaryota, Viridiplantae, Streptophyta, Zygnematophyceae, Desmidiales, Closteriaceae. The record is from the annotation of a GenBank genome assembly.